CUUUUGGGUGAAGAUCUGAAGGAGAUUUGGGCCAUUGUUCCCAAGAUCGCAGCCGGGUGGGAACGGAGCCGGCACAACAACUGCGAUAUCGUGAUUCAACUGCGAGACCUCUUCCUCCAGGUUGUAUUGAGCGUGGUGGAGGUGGGGAUCCUGGCGCUUGCCGUACCCCUGUGGAUGAUGUUGCCUGGCGUAGUCUUCCUCGCAUGGUUGUGCUCCUCCAUGUCUUGCGUCCUUGGGCUCAGCUGGUUCCUCAAUGGCGAUGAUAUGGUGGUGAACUACGAUGGGUCCGGAAGCUGGACGAUGGAGCCCGAGGUGGAAGAAGAGCGCUGGAUCUUCAUCGGUGGCAUGGGUACCAGCAUCGACCGCCUUACCCGAGACACCCUACCUUUGCUAAGCCGGCUCUUCGGGCACCCAAUAACAGGAGUCCACUCGCCGACCUACGGCCUCCCGUUCGACCUCCUCUUGCUCGCACUUCAUCGGACCUUCCCGUCCUUCCCGUCGCAGUCGAAGCGUGCCCUGUACAGUGAGCUCCGCAGUUCGCUCCUCGACCGCUCCAUCAGCCGCGUCGUCGUCCUCGCGCAAGGCACGGGCACCGUGCCGGUAUCUUCCGCCCUUUCCCGGCUUUGCGCUGACAUCCAGGCCGAGAAACUGGCCAAGCUCGAAAUCUACACCUUUGGCGCCGCGUCGCGCGAAUUCGUCGUGCCUCUCGGCGAAAGGAAGAAGGGAGCCCCGACCAGUGCGUCGCGCCAUGAGGAGGCCGCGGUUGAAGACAGGAGUGGUGGGCCUCACAUCGAGCAUUUCGCGUUCGUCACGGAUCCUUUCGCCCAGAUAGGCGUCUUGCGCGCUAUAUACCGUGAUUUGGACGUCCGGUUCUGCGGCGACCUCUUCGUGAUGCGGAAUCACCCGCAGCCUUCUUCGCAGGGCCACCUCUACCGACCGACGGGGCAGUUAUCCGACUACCUGUGUGCGCUGUUUCCCGCUUCCUUGCUCGGAUGCUGCGACCCCGGGCGGGCUAGCAUUCUCGACUACGUUAUGAGUAUUGACCGCGACACGGCGGAGAAACGGGAGCUGGCGGCUAUGGAGUCCUAUGCUGAGACGAAGCGGAGUAGUCUCCGCCUUCGAAAGAAUAGGCGCAGCUGGACGGGACUCGGGGCUACGGUGGGGAGUUGCAAGAAUGGUGUCAUGGAUGGUGUUGUUGGGUUGCAGAUGGCGAGGAAGGGGUGUCGGGAUUGUGAUGGCCUUCGUGGGCGUGACGUGAGUCGCCUGGCUGCACAUGUUCGUGGCGGG
Sodiomyces alkalinus F11 is the source of this 1287-nucleotide messenger RNA. RefSeq lists its product as hypothetical. The record is from RefSeq and is a predicted model, not a curated record. NCBI's taxonomy places the organism in Eukaryota, Fungi, Ascomycota, Sordariomycetes, Glomerellales, Plectosphaerellaceae. The annotation marks the transcript as partial. The transcript is spliced from 2 exons.